Messenger RNA from Cucurbitaria berberidis CBS 394.84, 2845 nucleotides. RefSeq names its product importin subunit beta-1. The record is from RefSeq and is a predicted model, not a curated record. Gene Ontology annotation, biological process: protein import into nucleus. Gene Ontology annotation, molecular function: nuclear import signal receptor activity; small GTPase binding. The coding region runs from base 110 to 2728 and encodes 872 amino acids. Lineage: Eukaryota; Fungi; Ascomycota; Dothideomycetes; Pleosporales; Cucurbitariaceae. The transcript is spliced from 8 exons. Gene Ontology annotation, cellular component: nucleus; cytoplasm.
CCUUUGCUCUACCGCAACUCCCUCUCCUUCAACUGCCACCGCGGCUCUCUACUUCUGUAACCCUGCUAGAUACCCCCUCUUUGACUCUUCGACCCGCCCUCCUGCAAUCAUGGACAUCAACCAGGUGUUGGAGGGGACCUAUUCGCCCGACGCCAGCAUUCGUAACAGCGCCGAGCAGCAGCUCAUACAGGCCGCCGACUCCAACUUCCCACAAUACCUCACCGUCCUCGGCGGCGAACUCGCAAAUGAACAAGCCCAACCGCAAAUCCGGCAGGCCGCUGCCCUCGCCCUGAAGAAUGCCUUUACCGCACGCGAGUACACCCGGUUACGUCAGGUCCAGGAACGAUGGCUCAACCUGGACAACCAGAUCAAGCAGGACGUCAAGGCCAUGGCGCUCCGCACCCUGAGCACACCUAGCAAGGGCGUCGGCUCUACAGCUGCUCAGUUCAUCGCCUCGGUCGCAGCCAUCGAGUUACCCCGCAGCCAAUGGCCCGAACUCAUGCCCACCCUCGUCGAGAAUGUGGGACAAGGCAGCGAUAGCCAGAAGCAAGCCUCGCUCACCACGAUUGGAUUCGUAUGUGACACUGAUGACAUGGAGCUGAGGGAAGCGCUGGCACACCACUCCAAUGCCAUCUUGACGGCCGUCGUCCAGGGCGCCCGCAAGGAAGAGACCAACAACGAUGUCCGCGUGGCAGCCAUCAACGCCCUCAGCGACUCGAUCGAAUUCGUGCGGUCCAAUUUCGACAAUGAAGGCGAGCGCAACUACAUAAUGCAGGUCAUUUGCGAGGCCACACAAGCCGAUGAUAGUCGCAUCCAGCAAGGGUCAUAUGGAUGCUUGAACCGCAUAAUGGGCCUCUACUACGACAAGAUGCGCUUCUACAUGGAGAAGGCGCUAUUUGGCCUUACCAUCCAAGGCAUGAAGAGCGACGAAGAGGACGUUGCCAAGCUUGCUGUCGAGUUUUGGUGCACCGUCUGCGAAGAGGAAAUUGCGAUUGAAGACGACAACACACAGGCACAAGCUGAGGGCUCAACUGAGCUUAGGGAGUACUUCAACUUUGCUCGAGUUGCCACGCAGGAGGUUGUCCCAGUACUGCUCGAGCUUCUCGCGAAGCAGGAUGAGGAUGCCGACGACAACGAGUACAACACCUCGCGUGCCGCAUACCAGUGUUUGCAGUUGUGGGCACAAUGUGUCGGCAGCGGCGUCAUGCCCCCGGUCCUUGCUUUUAUCGAGAAGUUCAUUCGCUCAGAUGACUGGCACUACCGAGAUGCGUCCGUUUCAGCCUUCGGUGCCAUCAUGGAAGGACCUGAAGAGUCCGUCCUGGACCCAAUCGUCAAACAAGCCCUGCCUACGCUCAUUGGCAUGAUGGACGACCAGAACAUCCACGUAAAGGACUCUGCAGCCUACGCCCUCGGUCGCAUCUGUGAGGCUGUUCCCAGCGCCCUGGAUGCACAGCAACAUCUUCCUCCUUUGAUCGGAUCUCUUUUCAAUGGCUUGGCUAGCAGUCCCAGAAUGGCAGCGUCGUGCUGCUGGUCGCUGAUGAACCUCGCCGAUAGAUUCGCGGGAGAGCCAGGAUGCCAGACCAACCCACUGUCGCCGCACUUCGCGCAAAGCGUGCAGCAUCUUUUGACCGUCACCGAGCGGGGCGAUGCCGACAACCAGCUGAGAACCGCAGCCUACGAGGUGCUCAAUUCCUUCGUGAACAACGCCGCUGGUGACAGCGUUCCGCUGGUCAUCGAACUGUCAACCGUCAUCCUCGAGCGCUUGCAAAAGUCUAUUGCUCUUCAGCAACAAAUUGUCAAUGUUGAGGAUAAGCUCACCCUUGAAGAAAUGCAGACCAGCUUGGCCAGCGUUGUCAUGGCCAUCAUCCAAAGAUUGGAAGGCGAUGUUAGGCCACAGGCAGACCGCAUCAUGGAGAUUUUGCUCAGCCUGCUGUCGUCCCUACCUCCCAAGUCGAGUGUUCCGGAUACCGUCUUUGCCGCCAUUGGAUCGAUCGCUACCGCUUUGGAGGACGAUUUCCAAAAGUACAUGGAGGCUUUCUCGCCCUUCUUGCACAAUGCCCUCAACAACCAAGAAGAGCCUGCUCUCUGCUCCAUGGCCAUUGGACUGGUGGCUGACAUUACUCGAUCCCUAGGCGAGAAUGUCCAACCCUACUGUGACGCAUACAUGAAUGCUCUUCUCACCAACCUUCGAAGCCCUGCCCUUGGCAACCAACUCAAGCCAGCCAUCUUGCAGUGCUUCGGUGAUAUUGCGCACGCGAUUCAUGGCGCUUUCGAGACCUAUCUUCCUGUCGUAGCCCAGGUGCUUCAACAGGCUGGUCAGGUCACUUUGACAACCGAGGGCAACUACGAGAUGAUUGACUAUAUUACUUCGUUGCGAGAGGGUAUUAUGGAUGCAUGGGAUGGUUGCAUCGUUGCCAUGAAGAGCAGUAACAAAACCCAACUCAUCGUUCCAUAUCUCGAUUCGAUCUUCGAUCUUCUUCGCACCAUCCAGCAGGAUAGCAACCGCACUGAAGCCCUUCUUCGAUCUUCGUGCGGUGUCAUUGGUGACCUCGCCGAUGCUUUCCCGAAGGGCGACUUCAGGGAAUAUUUCCGACACGACUUCCUCACGGUAAUGGCACGCGAGACGCGUGCAAAUGCCGACUUUAGCAGCCGAACUCGCGACACCGCUCGAUGGGCACGCGAGCAGAUCAAGCGCCAAAUCGGCGGCAAUCAAGGCGUAAUGGCUUGAUUGUCUAUCACCUCCCAUCCCCAACCCUGUGGAUUGAGCUGUAGUCUGGUCACUGGUUGGAUAACCUCCUCUCAGGGGGUAUUAUCUAACAUGUGACUAAACUAUUGAAUAUAGCUC